UAACCUGUCAUGGUGUCUGAUGGUGUCCGCCAUUACGCAGUCGUGAGAAAAGUGGACGCGAACUUGGCGCGCAUUCGCCCCAUUUUUGAGCAUGGUUGGUUUCUGUUGCGUGCCGUCUUGUCGUCAGAAGUUUGUCAAGCAAAAGAAUGACCCCGGGUGCACAUUUGAAGAAAAGAUUUCGUUCGUCCGCUUGCCCUACAGGAACGAGGAGCUGCUCCAGAAGUGGCUGGAGGCCAUCACAAGGGACGAGAGCAAGGAAAUCAAGUUUAACUACGCGUCGGUACUGUGCUCAAAGCACUUCGACGAGGACGACUUCUAUCGCGGCUACGUGAACUGGCAGGCGCCACCUCAAGGAUGGCGCGGUGCCCCACAUUUUCACCGGCAGGGCGUCUAAGACGGGCACUGCCGAACGCAGCCGUCCCGUUCCCAACGCAGCUGCGCUCAUCAAGAAAGUCAUGGGCAAUUCCAAGUACCGCAUGGUGCUGAGACAGCUCGAACAGACCCCGUCUUCAGUUCCUGAAGUUGCGACAGAUGCGAGAUUGGAGCACAACUAUGACUCGUAUGUUGUUGUCGAGAGUUGUGAAGUUGAAGCUGAGGAGGAGGAGGCAGCUAUGGAUUGCAACACCGUGAUUAUGGAUCCUGUGCACACCUACUGCAAGCCAAAGCCCAAGGGUAGAAUAGAGGAAGAAGACCAGCCAACCGAGGUGUUGAACCGAGAUGAGGCCUCCCCAACAUCAAUGUCCCACUAUAAUGUGCACUUGAUGGCGUCCAGCACGAAUGAUGAGACGAAUUUGGACUUAGAUGCAAUGACGAUCGAUAUUGAAGAUAGUAAUGCGCGCAUUGAUUCAAAUCAGGGCAUGGCCAUUCUUCCGGACGAUGCUGUCUCGGAAGUGCACUUUGAAACGGACAGGAAGGUUCCCAUAGAAUUUCUAGAUCUUCCCAGCCACGUCACGCCUGGUCCUGUUCACUUGGAGGACGCUCACUCCAGCAAUAGCGAGCAAGCGGGUGAGUUGGAAGGGCUUCCAAAGCGUGUCUUCCAGCUGGAAAAGGAGAUUGAACGGAUGAACCGUGUCAUAGAGUGGUACCAGCAGGAGGCGAGCGAUGCAAAAAAGGAAAAGUAUCAGCUGGCAAAGACGGCAGAGUUGCUCGAGCAGAAGUGCCGUAACCUCGAGAAGUGGCGCUUCACAAUCGAGAACUUCCGUCACAAGCCGAAGGACGUGCAUUUUUACACUGGCCUUCCGGAUUACGCGGCAUUCGAGGACUUAUUCCAGUGCUUGAUCGGCAACAGGGUGGGGAGGGUAGCGAAGUCGUUGGGCGAAAAGCGCAUGUCUAAACGUGAAAAGCUUUUCAUGUUCCUCGUUAGGUGGCGGCUGGGACUGCCCGAGCGAGACUUGGCCUUCCGGUUCCAUCUGUCGUGCUGCACAGUCUCUCGCAUCUGUCUGAAAUGGAUCAAGUUCAUCUACCAGAGCCUGGGGCGUCUCCGGUCUAGCCAUCGCCUGCGCAGAAAAGGUCCACCGUCGACGCGUAGUGCGACGGAACUUGUUAGUGACUGCAACCAGAGUACAUCAGACUCUAACUCCAGGCAGGAAGAGCUUUCAGAUGGAGGCAGAGUGGUUAAAUCGCUCUCCUUGAAUACCGCCACGAUAUUCGUGUGCCCUCCCAUGGACAUGGAACUGGCGAGAAAGGUCACGCAGGCAUACGACCGUCAGGAAGUGCCGUGCAGGUGACGGCAGCGUAGACGUUGAAGUCGUAGACAUGUUAUGCGAGGCGGGCCUUCCGUUGAAUACAUCGCGGCUUCUGGGCCAGCACCGGUUCCCUGGUGGCAAUGUGCCAACAACAGACGAUAUUGUGAUCGCUACGUGACGACGUGGAGCGUGCGAUCCCUGAGAUACGGAACUAUCGCAUAUUUUAUCAACCCUUCUUGCCUUCACUGCUUCCACUGGCAAACAGACUGCUCGCAAUAUGCGUGGUGCUCAUCAAUUUCUCAAAGUCUUGAUUUCACUUUUCCAGCUAGUGGCUCUGUGCCUUUAAGCGUGAAACCCGGCAGUUUGGCAAAAAACGCGUGAAAGUUUUGGCAUGGGAAAGACAGCCGUGUUACCCCUGCAUUCUUCUCUGGCUACAUCUACGCAUAAGUGCGUCUUACAUUUGCUUACACAGAAGUAUGUCGUGCGUCUUGGAUAAAUGUUGCACACUGUAUGGGUUAAUGUGGCACGUAGUUGGCAUGUGCAUUUGCAUAAAAGGCAUCAAGGUAGGGGCAAAAGGGCUGCAGAUGCCCUUGAAAAAGCAGAUAACUGUGAUACACUUAUAAAAUAAGGAAGGUAGCACCAACAUAAAGGAUAUUUUGUGUUAUGCCGUCACGGCUGUCAACUCUAACCUACUUGAGACUGCCUGAUGUACUGUGUGAUUGAUGCCCAAGAUUGGCAUAGUAUAAGCAGCUUAAGAACAUUUCAUGUCGUGUUGCACACGUCCUCUUUGCUUGCAAAUAAAGUUCAGAAAUGGGCUUAAUGGAGUAUGAAGUUGUUUACCAGAAAAUGUGAGAGCGUAUAACUUUUGUACCCUGUAAUGCCAAACAUGUCACAGAAUAUGUAGCAACAAGUGCAGAGGCCCAGCUGUAAAACUUCAGAAUGUACUGGCCAUUUUACACGGUUUCAUAUUUGAAUUAUUCAGUGUAACUUGUUAUGGUCGGAUGUGCAGAACUGAAAAGUAGAUCUUUAAUCACAAGCACUCUCCAUCAAAAGUUAACGGGCCUCAGGUCCUGUAAGGAAGCUGAAAGUGAUCGCUGUUUCAGUCUACAGGAACACUUGGCGCUGGUAGUAGUAAAUUCACUUACCAUGUGCCAGUAUUCUGACAUCCGUAUUUUCUCAUCGGCUGACAAGUCUCUUGGGACUUGUGCUGUAUUCAACGUAUAGUUACUUGCCCCUGGCUGCCAUAUUUGUUUUCGGUACGUCCGAAGCAUUGUAUGUACUUGACCAAAAGCAUGCGGACCAGAUGUUCUGGAAAUGGCUCGAUGCAUCAGCUUGUACCUGAAACUGGUGACUGCUGUGCAUAUUUCGCUUUGAAAACAUUGCAAUGCAAUAACCAGCUGUCACCUUGCUAGUCUUAGUUUCCAGGAGUUUCCUUCCUUAUUUGAGACCCACUGAUUCGCAUGGAUCCUAAUUGCAGCUGCGCAUGCCUCAGUGAGAAAAGUACCAAACUUUUCGCUCGGAAAAGACUUUCUUUCACAAAAGUGUGUUUAGCGUGUACAGAGCUGUUGUACUGCAACCC
Messenger RNA from Rhipicephalus sanguineus (brown dog tick), 3264 nucleotides. Its product is annotated as coiled-coil domain-containing protein 137. The transcript has 2 exons. The coding region runs from base 456 to 1727 and encodes 423 amino acids. NCBI's taxonomy places the organism in Eukaryota, Metazoa, Arthropoda, Arachnida, Ixodida, Ixodidae. The record is from RefSeq and is a predicted model, not a curated record.